Molecule: messenger RNA, 2739 nt
Organism: Onychomys torridus (southern grasshopper mouse)
Lineage: Eukaryota; Metazoa; Chordata; Mammalia; Rodentia; Cricetidae
Gene: Exosc8
Product: exosome component 8
Exons: 11
Coding region: 429-1259 (276 amino acids)
Biological process (GO): U1 snRNA 3'-end processing; nuclear polyadenylation-dependent rRNA catabolic process; nuclear polyadenylation-dependent mRNA catabolic process
Cellular component (GO): cytoplasmic exosome (RNase complex); nuclear exosome (RNase complex)
Source: RefSeq, a predicted model, not a curated record
CAGAGGAUUGCACGACCGGUUCCUGAGUGCAACGCGCUGGGCAUCUGCAAACUGACGACGCUACCAGCCUCACACCCGUGCCGGGCCGUGCAGCCAUCUAAUGAUGCCGGGAGCCUUGGACUGUUACAGUUUCCCGUUUAUUUCGCGCGUGCAUGUGUGUGUGUGUGUGCACGUGCGCACAGGCCCGUGGGGGUUCUGAGCCGUACCGACCCGGCUGUCCCCAACAGGCCUGGUCCUGAGCAGAUGCUCGUGGUCGCUCGGGCUACCGGAGCUGGUGUUCACGCGGCAUACCCGGGAACACGGCAGCCUCCACGGAAGCAGGUGCUUCUCUACACCAGGACUCCUGCAAGUCCCCUGGGCUGGAGCCACGCCUGCAGAGGGAAGGGCGCAGGCGCGGCGGGCUGCGCAGGCGCGACGCGGGCAGGAAGAUGGCGGCGGGGUUCAAAACUGUGGAACCACUGGAGUAUUACAGGAGGUUUCUGAAAGAAAACUGCCGUCCUGAUGGAAGAGAACUUGGUGAAUUCAGAACCACAACUGUCAACAUAGGUUCAAUCGGCACAGCGGACGGUUCUGCUCUAGUGAAGCUGGGGAACACCACAGUCAUUUGUGGAGUUAAAGCAGAAUUUGCAGCACCACCACUAGAUGCCCCUGAUAGAGGAUAUAUUGUCCCUAAUGUGGAUCUGCCGCCGCUGUGUUCAUCAAGGUUUCGGACUGGACCUCCUGGAGAAGAGGCCCAAGUGACCAGCCAGUUCAUUGCAGAUGUCAUUGAAAACUCACAGAUAAUUAAGAAAGAGGACUUAUGCAUUUCUCCAGGCAAGCUUGCUUGGGUUCUAUACUGUGACCUUAUUUGCCUAGACUACGAUGGAAAUAUUUUGGAUGCCUGCACGUUUGCUUUGUUAGCCGCUUUAAAGAAUGUACAGUUGCCUGAAGUUACUAUAAACGAAGAAACUGCUUUAGCGGAAGUUAAUUUAAAGAAGAAAAGUUAUUUGAAUGUUAGAACAAACCCAGUUGCAACUUCCUUUGCUGUGUUUGAUGACACUUUGCUGAUAGUUGAUCCUACUGGAGAGGAGGAGCACCUAUCAACAGGAACUUUAACAAUAGUGAUGGAUGAGGAAGGCAAGCUGUGUUGUCUUCACAAGCCAGGUGGGAGUGGACUUACUGGAGCUAAACUUCAGGACUGCAUGAGUCGAGCAGUUACGAGGCACAAAGAAGUGAACAAGCUACUAGAUGAAGUAAUUCAGAGUAUGAAACCCAAAUGACCAGCCACCACGAGUGCAAAACAGCAGUAAAAACUGUAUUUGUUACACUGUGCAGGUUUUUUAUACUAAAUAAAUACCAACUACAUUCCUUUGAAAGACAUUUCUAGUAGUUCUCAGGUUAUUUCUGUAGAUGGUAUAUAUAAGAAAACAUUUAACCCAUGUAAGAAUCACAGGGUUGUGCUUUUGUAUAAAGUAUGCACAUCUAUCAAUGUAAAAUACUGACAUCUUAGGGGGAAAAAUGAAGUAGAAAUACAAUUCUUUUUGUUCAAUGGUUUUGUGUUUGUAAAAAAGAGAGAGAGAGAAGGAAUUUUGCUCAGAAUUUUGGAGUGGUUGGCAUGCCUCUCUUCACUUUACUCUUUGACUGACCACCUGUAUGCCGGUGACGAUGUAGCUGGGCUGUUUGUGCGGCUGCUGCUGCCAUAGCCAUCUGAUGUUGCAAGAAUCGCAACUGCUGCAAAAGGGAGAGAGAAAAAAAAAAAUCACAUUAUGCUAAAUGCACAGGUGUGCCAUGGUGCUUCCCCAAACAGGACAGUGAUGAAAACAAGCCUGAGAGGAGAAAGCGUGGGGUAACAAAGGGUACUUCCCAAACAGAAGGAAGCUUGCUGAGGACUUUAAAUAUGAUUGCUGAAAGCAUUACAUCUUUUACCUAGUCCUGGCAGUCAUACUGCAGUAAUGCAGCAACUUCAGUUACCAUCUUGUUAUAUAAUGAUAAUUCAUAGCAAAAGAAACCAGCUACCAAGAGUCGAUCGUAGUAUGCUGACACCUUUCCUAGAAUAUGUAACACUUUUCUAAACAUGUAUGACAUUUAUUAACAGGAACCAUCCCCACAGUACAGAAUCAUAAAGUUAAUACUUGGCACUUAAAACUAUUUCAAAAUAUAAUGCACAUUAAAGGGGUAUGGGGGAUGUAGCACCAAAGACCUUAAAAAGGAUUUAAAGUAUGCAUUGUUUAAAAAAAAACAAAAAAAAACUCAGUGCUCCAAGCUGCCUGGCAUGUCAGACUUCUAAAUAAACUAAGUUACUGACCAAUUGCUUUAGCCUUAACAGACAGGAAAGUACCCCUCCUGCAAGGCAGUGUACAGUACUUUUGGAACUCAGGUCUUAAUUAAUCAAGUGAAGCUGCUGGAUUACUUGAAUCUGCUGCUGCUGUUGCUGCUGCUGCUGCUGCUGCUGUUGCUGCAAGGCAGGGGGGAGCUGGAGUCUCUGCUGAGGAAGGCUUUGAUCAGGUCUGUUCUCAGCAGAGCCGAGCUGAGACAACACUACAGGAGAGAGGAAAGCAGGCCAGUCAAAAAGUUUGAAGGUGACCAGGGUUAGAAAAUGAGAACCUUAAGUAUCAAAUCAUACAUAUUUCAGAAUAAAUUUAGUCUCCUGCUAAUUGAGGGUAUCAGUGAUUCCAGAACAUUCUGGCCAUACAGAGGGAAGGGAGUACACAGACUAAGGUACUGCAUUCCCUCCUCCUUUUUUCUUUUUUUGAGAAAAGA